This is a messenger RNA of Coregonus clupeaformis (lake whitefish), 2303 nucleotides long. Its product is annotated as COP9 signalosome complex subunit 1. Gene Ontology annotation, cellular component: COP9 signalosome. The transcript is spliced from 14 exons. The record is from RefSeq and is a predicted model, not a curated record. NCBI's taxonomy places the organism in Eukaryota, Metazoa, Chordata, Actinopteri, Salmoniformes, Salmonidae. The coding region runs from base 199 to 1665 and encodes 488 amino acids.
CGAUCAAAUAAGCCUCACGUAGAAAGUAAGCCAUUCAUUUUUUGUUAACCAAAUUCGACACUCAUUGAUCUCCAUACAACAACUCCUCCCUUGGAUCAGCGGGAAGAACGCCACCUGCUGGAGAAGACAGAUUUUGGUGCCAGUUAUUCCUCUCGCUUCGCUUCUUCCUCUCUGCUGCAGAACGUCAAACGGGGAAAGAUGCCUUUACCCGUGCAAGUAUUCAACUUUCAGGGGGUUGUUGAGCCCAUGCAGAUAGAUGCUGACCCACAGGAGGACCAGCAGAAUGCACCAGAUGUCAACUAUGUGGUGGAAAACCCAACGCUGGACCUGGAGCAGUAUGCGUCCAGCUACAGUGGUCUGAUGCGUAUUGAGAGGCUGCAGUUCAUAGCAGAGCACUGUCCCCAGCUCCGCGCAGAGGCCCUGAAAAUGGCCCUGUCUUUCGUCCACAGGACCUUCAACGUAGACGUGUAUGAGGAAAUCCACCGCAAACUCACAGAGGCCACCAGAGAGGUCCAGGGGGCUCCAGAUGCUGUGGUGGAGGGCGGGGCAGUGGACCCCCCUCCUCUGGACACAGCAUGGGCCGAGUCGACCAGGAAAAAGGCCCUGCUCAAACUGGAGAAAUUGGACACUGACCUGAAGAACUACAAAGGCAACUCCAUCAAAGAGAGCAUCAGGAGGGGUCAUGAUGACCUUGGGGACCACUACUUGGACUGCGGUGACCUCAGCAACGCCCUUAAGUGCUACUCCCGAGCCCGAGACUACUGCACUAGCGCCAAGCAUGUCAUAAACAUGUGUCUUAAUGUCAUCAAGGUUAGCGUCUACCUCCAGAACUGGUCCCACGUCCUUAGUUAUGUGAGCAAAGCUGAAUCCACUCCAGAGAUAGCAGAGCAAAGAGGGGAGAGAGAUUGCCAGAGUCAGUCAGUCCUCACCAAAUUAAAAUGUGCUGCAGGGCUAGCUGAGCUGGCCUCCAGAAAGUACAAACAAGCAGCCAAGUGCUUCCUGCUGGCCUCCUUCGACCACUGUGACUUCGCUGAGCUCCUGUCCCCCAGUAAUGUAGCUGUGUACGGAGGGAUGUGUGCCCUCGCCACCUUCGACAGACAGGAGCUACAGAAGAAUAUAAUCUCAAGCAGCUCGUUUAAGUUAUUCUUAGAGUUGGAACCUCAGGUCCGUGACAUCAUCUUUAAGUUCUAUGAGUCAAAGUACGCUUCCUGUCUCAAAAUGCUGGACGAGAUCAAGGAUAACCUGCUGUUAGACAUGUACCUGGCCCCCCACGUACGGACCCUCUACACACUGAUCAGGAACAGAGCCCUUAUACAGUACUUCAGCCCGUACGUGUCUGCAGACAUGACUAAGAUGGCCCAGGCCUUCAACACCACAGUGUUAGCUCUGGAGGACGAACUCACCCAGCUCAUACUGGAGGGACUUAUCAACGCACGCAUAGACUCCCACAGCAAGAUCCUGUAUGCGCGGGACGUGGACCAGCGGAGCCACACGUUUGAGAAGUCUAUCCACAUGGGCAAGGAGUUCCAGAGGCGAGCCAAAGCCAUGAUCCUACGAGCUGCCGUGCUGCGCAACCAGAUACAUGUCAAGUCUCCUCCCAGGGAGGGCAGCCAAGGUGAACUCAACUCUGCCAACAGCCAAUCACGAAUGAGCACCAACAUGUGAACAUUUCCAUGAGACCUCUCUUACAGGAAGUUACCAUGUCGGGGGGGGGUUCCGCCAGGGGGACCUAGCACCCCUCCAAUCUGAGGAUCCCCCUCCUCCUUCUGACUCAGUGCUGCAUCUUGCCUGCUGAAAGAAAAAUACAGAGACGUCAACUUCAAUAGACUGUGUCUCAAAUUGCACCCCUAUUCACUAUAUAGUGCACCAUGUUUGACCAGGGCCUAUAGAGCUCUGGUCAACCGUAGUGCCGUUUUGGAUGCAGCCUAGGACUCUGUUCAUGUGGGAAGUGAACAGUGGUAGUCUGUGUAAACUGAAGACACUUGAUGAGCAACCUGAGUGUGUUAAUGUUGUAGUGGAAAGGCUGUGAGUGUGUAGAGUUGAGUGGCACUCAGUCGCUUCACAGUACUGUCCUCUUUUUCCUUUGUAUAAGAUGUACUUUUCUCUUUCAUUCUUUCUUUCUCAUGAUGAUUGACUUUGAAUGCAUCCACUGAGAAAUAAACAGAACAUACACUUCAGAACCAAUGUCCACAAGAUCUGAUUUUAAAAUAAAUGUGUAUGAUAAUCAGAAGCGUGGUCAGGACAUUUUGUCUUCUCACAAUAUACCUUUGUUUACCAAUUGCGCAAUAAACCGAUUUCACACA